This is a messenger RNA of Nannospalax galili (Upper Galilee mountains blind mole rat), 2753 nucleotides long. RefSeq names its product receptor like tyrosine kinase (gene Ryk). Gene Ontology annotation, biological process: multicellular organism development; axonogenesis; positive regulation of kinase activity. Gene Ontology annotation, cellular component: signaling receptor complex. The record is from RefSeq and is a predicted model, not a curated record. The transcript is spliced from 15 exons. The coding region runs from base 160 to 1764 and encodes 534 amino acids. Lineage: Eukaryota; Metazoa; Chordata; Mammalia; Rodentia; Spalacidae. Gene Ontology annotation, molecular function: protein kinase activity; ATP binding.
CCGCCGCCGCCGCCGCAGCCUCUGCUGCUCCUGCUGCUGGUGUUGGCGCUGCUGCCCGCGGCCGGCGCCGUCCCCGCCCCGAGGUUCCCGGCUCUGCCCGCCUUGUCUGCAGGGCCCAGUGUGAGCCUCUACCUGAGCGAGGACGAGGUACACCGGCUCAUGGGUCUUGAUGCCGAACUUUACUAUGUGAGAAAUGACCUUAUUAGUCACUAUGCUCUAUCCUUUAACCUGCUAGUACCCAGUGAGAAAAAUUUCCUACACUUCACUUGGCAUGCAAAGUCCAAGGUUGAAUAUAAGCUGGGAUUCCAAGUAGACAAUUUUGUGGCUAUGGACAUGCCCCAGGUCAAUAUUUCUGUUCAGGGGGAAGUUCCACGCACUUUAUCAGUGUUUCGGGUCGAGCUUUCCUGUACUGGCAAAGUAGAUUCUGAGGUCAUGAUACUAAUGCAGCUCAACUUGACAGUAAAUUCUUCACAAAAUUUUACAGUCCUCAUUUUUAAACGAAGGAAAAUGUGCUACAAAAAACUUGAAGAAGUAAAAACUUCAGCUUUGGACAAAAACACUAGCAGAACUAUUUAUGAUCCUGUACAUGCAGCUCCAACUACUUCCACGCGUGUGUUUUAUAUCAGUGUAGGGGUGUGUUGUGCAGUAAUAUUUCUCGUAGCAAUAAUAUUAGCUGUUUUGCACCUUCAUAGUAUGAAAAGGAUUGAACUGGAUGACAGCAUCAGUGCCAGCAGUAGUUCCCAAGGGCUGUCUCAGCCGUCCACCCAGACGACUCAGUAUCUGAGAGCCGACACACCCAACAAUGCAACUCCUAUCACCAGCUCCUCAGGUUAUCCUACCUUGCGGAUAGAGAAGAACGACUUGAGAAGUGUCACUCUUUUGGAGGCAAAAGCCAAGGUGAAGGAUAUAGCAAUCUCUAGGGAAAGGAUAACCCUAAAAGAUGUACUCCAAGAAGGUACUUUUGGGCGUAUUUUCCAUGGGAUUUUAGUAGAUGAAAAAGAUCCAAAUAAAGAAAAACAGACAUUUGUAAAAACAGUUAAAGAUCAAGCUUCUGAAAUCCAGGUGACGAUGAUGCUUACUGAGAGCUGCAAGCUUCGAGGUCUUCAUCACAGAAAUCUUCUUCCUAUUACUCAUGUGUGUAUAGAAGAAGGUGAGAAGCCCAUGGUGAUACUGCCUUACAUGAAUUGGGGGAAUCUUAAAUUGUUUUUACGGCAGUGCAAAUUAGUAGAGGCCAAUAAUCCACAGGCGAUUUCCCAGCAAGAUCUGGUACAUAUGGCUAUUCAGAUUGCCUGUGGAAUGAGCUACCUGGCAAGAAGGGAAGUGAUCCACAAAGAUCUGGCUGCUAGGAACUGUGUCAUUGAUGACACUCUUCAAGUGAAAAUCACAGACAAUGCUCUUUCCAGAGACUUGUUCCCCAUGGACUACCACUGUCUAGGGGACAAUGAAAACAGGCCAGUUCGGUGGAUGGCUCUUGAAAGUCUGGUUAAUAAUGAGUUCUCUAGUGCUAGUGAUGUGUGGGCGUUUGGAGUGACACUGUGGGAGCUCAUGACUCUGGGCCAGACACCCUAUGUGGACAUCGACCCCUUUGAGAUGGCUGCGUACCUGAAAGAUGGUUAUCGAAUAGCCCAGCCAAUCAACUGCCCUGAUGAGCUGUUUGCUGUGAUGGCCUGUUGCUGGGCCUUAGACCCAGAAGAAAGGCCCAAGUUCCAACAGCUGGUCCAGUGCCUCACAGAGUUCCAUGCUGCCCUAGGAGCCUACGUCUGACUUCUCCCCCAGUCCCACAGCAUCAGGAGAAGGUGCCUGUCAGGGAGACUUCGCAUGUAAUGCAAUGCCAGCAGAAGCACAUUUGUCUUCCAGAACACCGUGCCUUAGGAAUGCUUUAAAAUCUGAACUUUUAAAGACAGACUUAAUAAUGUGGAGCGUUUUCUAGAUACCACUUUUAUUAGGUUGAAAUGAAAGGGGUUUUGUAAAUUUUUUGGCCAAAAAAUUUUAAAAAGAUACUUUGGAUUGGGGGGUACAUUCUUAAAAAAAAUUACAGUUUUAAAAAUUGUUUAGACACAGAUAUUUGGAAUAGCCAUCUUAGUGCCAUCUGUUUUUAUUUCUGUUUUUUACUUGGUUGAGGUAAUGUGGGUGACUCACCUUUUAUGUUAUUUUAAUAUUUUUGUCACUGCUCUUGGGAAUGGUUUGUCUUCAAGACGCAGUACUUUUCUUAGCAUAAAAAGAUGUCUUAUUUGCCUUGUACUAGGCAAUAUGUGAUGGAAGAAAAAUUGAAGAAAUGAUAAAAAGAAAAAUUAAUUUAAAAAUUACUUAUUAGGAACAAAUUGUCCUUGCAGGAAAAAAAAUGUUUGUUUUCACUGUCUUGGUGAAAAGGGUUUUGACUUUGUUUGGGGGAAAUGGGCUGAGUUCAUCAUUUCUAAAAAAAAAGUUGGGGGGAAUCAUAAAUUAGUUUUUCUGUGAGCCAGAAGAAGGCUGGGGGCAGAUUCAUAGGAAACAGUGGUGACUUUAUUUAUUUUUGCUCUCUGGGAAAGGAAAUAAUGCAGUUCCAGAAAGUGAAAUCUUGUUUCUAAGGCCACCUCCCUCUGAGUGCACCUAGAGUAGUGCUAUGCACAGAAUGGGUGCUUCAGCUGUUGUGGGGGUUUUGUGUUUGUUCUCUUAAAGGUUAAAUUAGUAAAUUUUAUGCUUAUCUUCAAGGCUGGCUUAAGUGUAAAUUUGUUUUUUUAAACACUUGAAAAUUAAAGAUUCAUUUUAUAUUA